Hypomesus transpacificus is the source of this 2887-nucleotide messenger RNA. Its product is annotated as phospholipid transfer protein. The transcript has 16 exons. The record is from RefSeq and is a predicted model, not a curated record. Bases 1088 to 2554 code for a protein of 488 amino acids. Lineage: Eukaryota; Metazoa; Chordata; Actinopteri; Osmeriformes; Osmeridae. Gene Ontology annotation, biological process: ceramide transport; phospholipid transport; high-density lipoprotein particle remodeling. Gene Ontology annotation, molecular function: diacylglycerol binding; phosphatidylcholine intramembrane carrier activity; phosphatidylethanolamine transfer activity.
GGGGCAAUAGCGACUCAUUCUCUGUCAGGUGCAUUUCUUGAAGCCACAAUUGGUGAUCUGUAGCAUUGAUGACCUUCUCCCUCAUUAUGCAAAUAUGAUGCAUUUAAACAAACUUUUUUUUGUACUUAAAGACCAGCCACAUUAAUCGGUUGUCCACUUUGCUAAUGGGAAGGAUCUGAGUAUUUUGUUUGACACCAUUUCAUUCAUUAACCUCAUGUGAAAUCGACCGGGUGGGUUGGCUGCUGACUGUACUCGCGCUUUGGCAGGCAAGUAAACAAUUCCCCGCGCCAAAAUGCAUUGCUAGAUUCACAACACAUUGACUAAACUCUAGGCCAAAACAUUGGAGACAGCGUUCUUGCACUAAAGGGUAAAAACUGUACCUACAAAAACACCUUCCCUCAAAUAGGCAAAAUAAACAGUUCAAAUAAUUAGAAUGGGGUUACAGAUUGGCUAACUUGCUGGAUAGCUAUGCUGUGGGAUUGCUAAAACUAGCUAGUAGUAGCUAGCUAUAGCGUUGGCUCGUUGUUAGCCUUGGUUAGUGUUGUAGUGCAUAGUUGGUCUGGCCAUCUUAAGUUCGGUAUUUUUAUUUGAAUAAUGUAGAUUCCCACAUGAGCUGAAUAAGAAAUUGACAUCAAUACGGUGCGUUUUCUGUCAAUCUCACAGAUAAUUCAAAUGAACAAACGAUGUAGGGGCACGCAUGCGCCCCAUCACCGCCCACCCCAGCUUGAGCCGCCCGAAAACAAACACGAAGGAGGAGGGGAAAACGUCGGGUAGCUGCGCUACACAACAAAGACAACGGCAGCAUCUCCAAACUCAGGCGGGGGAGUCUUGGUAAAACAGAAUAAUACGACUCACAUAGAGAAGUCACUCCCCUUUCGUGUCAACCUGCCUCCAUAAAUACUGACAUUCAGACCCCUGGGGGAAAGUUAAAGAGAGAUGUGUAUGUAUGCAUGAGAGCGAGAGGAUCACAGGAACACAGAGACAGCACCGUCUUCAAAGUAACUGAAGUUUAACACAGGACAAAGGACUGAUCUGCAGUGAGCUGUCCCUCCACCACAUUUCAAGUUACACCGUUUGUCAAGUUGUGAUGGCUUCCAGUCUGCUGUCCUUCGUCCUCCUGGUUCUUCUCACCUGCACGGCCAUGGCUGCCGAACCCCCCGGCUGCAAGAUCCGCAUCACCAACAAGGGCCUCCAGAUGUUGAAGUAUGAGACUCAGAAGUUUGUGGAGGAGGAGCUCAGCAACAUCACCAUGCCCGAGAUGAAAGGAAAGGAAGGCCGCUUCCAAUACACCAUCAAGGAAGUGAAGAUCACCGAGCUAAACCUGACUCACGCUGACCUCAGGUUCCAGCCCGACCUGGGCCUGCUCUUUGAGGUGCAGAACUCCUCCAUCGCUCUCAGCUUCGAGAGACGCAUCCUCUACUGGUUCUUCUUUGACACAGGCUCCAUCAACGCUUCUGCAGAAGGCGUGAACAUCCACACGGCCCUCCACCUCAUCAGAGAUGAGCAGGGACGCCUCAAGAUCAACAACAUCACCUGUGACGCCUCCAUUGCCAAAAUGCGCGCCAAGUUUGAUGGCACCUUAGGGAGGGUUUAUGACUUCAUAGCAACUUUCCUAACCACAGGAAUGCGCUUUCUUCUCAACCAACAGAUCUGUCCUGCCCUGAAUCAUGCCAGUUUGGUUUCGAUCAACACUUUGUUGGAGACAAUUCCAGUGCGAACUGAAGUGGACAGUUAUAUCGGAAUUGACUACUCACUUCUGAGUGAUCCUGUGGUAACCUCGAGGAGUCUUGACAUGGACUUCAGGGGCAUGUUCUAUAACCUGAAAGAUGAGAACAACACUCUGGUCAACUACGCCGUCGACCCUGUCAUGAGGGAGUACGACCGCAUGGUGUACAUGGCUCUCUCCGAGUACUUCUUUGACAGUGGCAUGUUCUCCUACUACAAGGGGGGCGCCUUCCAGAUGCUGCUUGCCAAUGACAGGAUGUCAAAGGACCUAGAGUUGCUCCUCAGGACUACCUACUUUGGCUCCAUUAUGAUGAUGAACCCAGCUCUGGUGGACGCGCCUCUCUCCUUGCAUCUGGCCGUGACCUCAGCGCCCCGCACCACCAUCAAGACGUCGGGAGCAACCGUUGUCGUGAACGCCAUUGUUAAGGUGAUGCUGCUGCCGCCUGGCCUGCCACCUGUUCAGCUCACCAGCAUGACCAUGGAGGCCAAGUUCAAUGCCAAGGUGUCAAUGAAAGGCAAAAGGCUGGCGGUUAAUGCUGACUUGCGGAAGUUUAAGAUCUUCUCCAAUCAGUCUGCUCUGGAAUCACUGGCACUCAUUCCCCUACAAGGUCCUCUGAAGACCAUGCUACAGAUCUCUGUGGUACCACUCAUCAACAACUGGACCAAAAAAGGGGUCCAGAUACCUCUGGCAGAUGGGAUUGACUUCAUAGAGGAAGUGGUGGAGUACCACAAUGGUUACCUCAUCAUCGGAGCCAACCUGCACUUCAGCCGAGGUCUGAGGGAUAUGAUUGAGAGGAAGAUCCAGGAAAAAAAAGAUGAGAGCGUCUAGACAGAAUUCUGACAGGCACCAAGUAGAGAGCACAGCAGCACUCCUGUACCCUGAUGGGUUUAUGUGGUCCAAUGAUGUGUUGUUUUUUUUUACUAUGUCUCACAUGUAUAGCACAUUCUACUGUAAGAAUAAAUGAUGCAAACGUUUCGUGUACUUUACCAUGUCGAUCUCCAACCCAUAAGUACGAACAGUUCAGUGACAAUCAUGCUAAUGUAACGAUGAAUGUAAUGCAACCUGGGAACCUUAGUGAUUACUGCACAACUGUUUUAAACCUCAGUCAUGCAUUUAUGUAAUGUCAUUCUGUAAGAAGAACCAAUUAAAGUGUCAACUAAA